Colletotrichum costaricense is the source of this 408-nucleotide messenger RNA. RefSeq lists its product as uncharacterized. The transcript has 2 exons. The coding region runs from base 1 to 408 and encodes 135 amino acids. The record is from RefSeq and is a predicted model, not a curated record. NCBI's taxonomy places the organism in Eukaryota, Fungi, Ascomycota, Sordariomycetes, Glomerellales, Glomerellaceae.
AUGGCCAUAGUCAAAUUGAUCAAAGAUUUGGCGGCUGCAAAGACAGCGGCAUCCUACGAUACCGAUCUAUGGAUUCGUUUACACGAGCCUGGCCGAUUUAUUGGAAUAUGGGACGAUGUUGGCGCAUCAUUCAGCCAGACCGAUGCCUGGGAGCCAUUCUCCCUUCGGAACACUGUCAAGGCCAAUGAUGACAACAAUGCCCGAUUAGAGUCAUUAAUGAGUGCACUUCCACCCCAGGCGGAUGGAGUGGCUCGAGUAUUUCUCCAGGAGCUUUUUGACGAUGACGUUCGCGACAAUGACUCCACAUCCGGAAUGGACUUCCCGUACAAGUUCCCUCCUCUUAGGAUCGCUACUGUGGGCUUCUUGUCGUUGAUUAGCAACCAAUAUUGGGCCUCACCACUUCGAUAG